AUGACGACGAGGGAUGAACGAUCGAGGGAGGAUUCGAGCGAGGCGUCGACGGCGACGACGGCGACGAACGUGGACGACGCGCGCGCGAGAGAGGAGACGGAGGCGCGACGGCGGCGACAGCGCGAACAUAGGAAGCGGAAUCGAGCGCGGAAUAAGCUGGCGAUGCGACGGGAGGUGGAGGGAUUGGCGCGCGCGUUCUUGGCGCGCGCGGGGACGGAGACGGCGACGAAGACGAAGGCGGAGGCGGUGGAUUGGACGCGCGUGCCGAGCGAGGCGGAUCCGCUCGAUAAGAACGCGAAGGGUGGGGAGGCCAGAGGGUUGAGAAAACGGAAUCAGGUGGCGACGUUCGCGACGCACCUGCGAUCGUUGGUGGCGAGCGGGAGAGACGUGCGAACAGUCGUGGAUUUUGGAUGCGGCACGGGAAGCGUCGUGAUGGCGUGCGCGGCGCUCUUUCCCCAACUUAAAUUCGUUGGCAUCGAUUUGAAUCCUGUGAGUAUCGAUAUUUUGAAUCGACGCAUAGCGGAGAGUGGGAUGACGAACGUCUCGGCGCGCGUCGGUCUCAUCGAAGAGAGCGAGACGACGCUCGACGACGCCGACGUGGCGCUCGCGCUUCACGUGUGCGGCGAAGCGACCGAUUUUGUGAUGGAUCAAGCCAUAGAGCGUCGGAUUCCAUUCAUAAUCGCGCCAUGCUGCGUGGGGAAGGUGCAGAAGGGCGGCAUGCGAAGCUUGAAUCGCAUGAGAAACGAUUUGAUCUCCAUCGAGAAACCAAACUCAAUCGAGCGUCCGAGAUCGAGACUCAUGCGAGCCGCUGGUUUUGAUUUUGAAUCGUACAUGAACGCCGCGGCUCUGGCGGAUUGGAGUGGACACCAAGGUGUCGAUCCCACCGAUGCAAACGAACCACUCGCUCGUCUGCCGCGUUUGGCGAAGACAGCGAUUGAAACUGAUCGAGGCGCGUUUGCGCGCGAAAACAACUACGAAGUUUCCAUUUUUAAAAUGCCCGCACAGAGCGGCAUACGGGACGACGUCAUCGUCGGUGUCCCACAUCAUAGCUGA
Molecule: messenger RNA, 1053 nt
Organism: Ostreococcus tauri
Lineage: Eukaryota; Viridiplantae; Chlorophyta; Mamiellophyceae; Mamiellales; Bathycoccaceae
Product: Methyltransferase domain
Exons: 1
Coding region: 1-1053 (350 amino acids)
Source: RefSeq, a predicted model, not a curated record